CAUUUUAUCUCAUUACAGCCGCAAACUUUAAAGUGUGAGUCUAGCUUCCAUUAUUCUUUAGGAACGGUCACACACGUACAGGCUCUAUAAUCUGAAGCAUUAAGCUUUUAUUCUGUCCAUAUCCUGGACAUAAUGCGCGCCCUGCCAUGCACACCGCUCAGAAUGCAGGAUUCAGCUGAUCAGAAGUUUCUCCUGCAGCCCUGUGAACGCAGCACAGUGCAGCCGGAGUGUUCCUGUGAGCCAGUGUUUACAGUCAGCUGUGGCACCAGCAUCUUAGCGUCAAAGAUUUCAACUUUUCUUUGUAACUGAAGGAUGGCGAGACGUUUGCUCAGCGUUUACGGGGACAGAGCGACCCUCUCCCGCUGAGAUAUUUUUGCCUCUGUGCGUAAAAUGCUGCGUCCUGGCGCGGAGGAUCCCGGUCGGUGGAGCUUCCUUCACGCCUCGCUGCCGUGAGUCGGCGCUGAGCAGGAGUGGCAUCUCGGCGACAAAAUCCUGCUGAAAGACCGUCCUUUAGAGCUCAGGCAUACAUGGAGCUGUGAGAUCACAGGCGUUAUAAAUACCCCCAGCGGCCAUCCGGCAGAACCUCCGCAGCCAGGGCCAAUGCCCACCCGAGCCUCACGCCGUUGCGCGUAAACCUUUUGGGUUGUUGACCUCGGGACUGGAGGAGCGGUAAAAAUGCGAGAAGCGGCCUGAGUCUCCGGCUUGGAAGCAUGAACGUUCCUCUCUACCUUCUGACCUUCGCUCACUGGGUUUGCGCCGCGGCCGCAGCGGAGCGCGUCUCCCUGCGUCUUCGGGAAGGGAUCAGCUCGGGACGCAGGACCUGCAGGCUGUACUGCAGGGUCGGCAUCGGCUUCCACCUCCAGAUCCAUCCCGACGGCAAAGUGAACGGCAGCCAUGAACCCAACCAGCUGAGUGUGCUGGAGCUGUUUGCCAUUUCUCAGGGCGUCAUCGGCAUCAGAGGAGUUUACAGCAACAGAUUCCUGGCCAUGAAUAAAAGAGGACGGCUUCACGCCACCGAACGGUUCUCAGACGACUGCAAGUUCAGGGAACGUUUCCAGGAGAACAGUUACAACACCUAUACCUCUGUAAUCCACAGGAACCAAAGGACCGGUCGAGAGUGGUACGUUGCCCUCAAUAAGAGGGGCAAAGCUAAAAUGGGCUCCAGUCCGCGGGUCAAAUCCCAGCACGUCUCCACACACUUCUUACCCAGGGCCAGUCUGCACGACUUUAGCCAAAGAGGCUUCACCAUCACAGAAAGGAGCAAAGAGAGGAGGAAAGCGCUGCCGCCGGCAUCGCCCAAACCUCCACCUGUGGGCCAGAAAGUCCCUGAAGCAGCAGUGCAGAGACGCAGACAGGUCAAAUACUGGCCCAAGUACCGCUUUGGAUGAGUUUUCAAAGGCAAGGACAACAGUAUUAAACUUCAUAAAAGACUGGACAAAGGUCAUUUAUGAUGUUCAAAUCAUUCCAGGAUUCUGUGAACCAUGUAAAACAAAAACAAAGGGCUUCCAGGAACACUCACCGAACCCGUCUCUGUCGAAUCUACGAUAUCAGUUAAACUUUUCUUUCCACUUAAUUCUGUGUUGCUCUGUCCUGCUGUGUGCCGUCACACAUGUUCUAUUGAUGAAGCUCUCCUCAGAGAGAGAGAACAUGUAUCUGUUUUUUUAUAUCUAGAAUUUAAACUCAUUUUUAUAACGUCUCAGACAAACAAGUUGUUUUAUAAUGCUUUUAUAU
Molecule: messenger RNA, 1731 nt
Organism: Fundulus heteroclitus (mummichog)
Lineage: Eukaryota; Metazoa; Chordata; Actinopteri; Cyprinodontiformes; Fundulidae
Gene: fgf5
Product: fibroblast growth factor 5
Exons: 3
Coding region: 711-1388 (225 amino acids)
Biological process (GO): regulation of cell migration; fibroblast growth factor receptor signaling pathway; positive regulation of gene expression
Cellular component (GO): cytoplasm
Molecular function (GO): fibroblast growth factor receptor binding; growth factor activity
Source: RefSeq, a predicted model, not a curated record